Amphimedon queenslandica is the source of this 428-nucleotide messenger RNA. RefSeq names its product guanine nucleotide-binding protein-like 3. The record is from RefSeq and is a predicted model, not a curated record. NCBI's taxonomy places the organism in Eukaryota, Metazoa, Porifera, Demospongiae, Haplosclerida, Niphatidae. The coding region runs from base 64 to 420 and encodes 118 amino acids. The transcript has 3 exons.
GUGUGUUCAUAACUAUUAGACCACACCCAGACAGCCAGGACACGUGUUCCAAGUGUAAAAGAGAUGGUAAAGAAAAAAAGACAGAGCAAACGUCUACCGGCAGCUAAACGUUACAAGAUUGAGAGAAAAGUUAAAGAGCAUCGUCGCAAGAUGAAGAAAGAGGCUAAAAGCAAGAGCAAGAAAUCUUCUAAAAAGAAAAAGGAUUCUGGUAUACCCAAUCUUUAUCCAUACAAGGAAAAGCUGUUGAAGGAAAUUCAAGAUAAAAAGGAGAGGGAACAAGAAAUACGCCAGAGGCAGAAGGAGCAACGUCAGCAAGAGCAUCAAAAGAAACGUAAUCUUCAAUUAUUUCAGGAUGACGUGACUCAAAGAACUAGGGAGUAUGAAGAGAAGGUCAGUAUAAUCCCCCUCCAUUUAACAUAGGGUAGAGA